CUUGCCUUGUUCAUCCGCACCGAUACGGCAACUUCGUGACUGGUCGUAUAAGAACGCGCUUGGAGACGUAGUUUCCUGGAAAUUCCUGCUCUCCGUUGGUGCCGAUUUUGUAUCUCAGGCGAAUCGGGUCAGAUUUUUGGAGUGACCAACAGUUCUAUCGAGCGAUCUAUAACUUUCCGGGAACACCACAACAUGAGCCGUCCACAGGAUCCACCUCGUGGGUUUUUCCCAUUUGGAAACCCUUUCAAGAUUUUAUCCCCAAAGAACUCGUAUCUAUCCCCGAAGCUUCUCUCUCUGUUGAACAGUUUCGAAGUGGACCUGGCAGCUAGGAUUAAGAAACUCGUACCAAGCGACAAGAAGGAUAUCCUUACUUUCUCAUGGAUGAAACAAGCUUUGGAAUCUCUUUGCGAGACCCAUAAGAGCAUCAAAACCCUCAUAACCGAUCUUGAGCUCCCAGUAUCGGCCUGGGAAGAUAAGUGGAUUGAUGUGUAUCUGGAUGUUAGCGUGAAGCUGCUUGAUCUCUGCAAUGCCUUCAGCUCAGAGCUCACUCGUCUCAACCAGGGCCAUCUCCUGCUUCAAUUUGCUUUGCAUAACUUGGAGGGCAACUGCCCCAAGAAUCUUUCGAAGGCCCGAUCUUCCCUGGACAGUUGGAGGCAACACAUUAUUGCGAGGAACCAGAGAAUUGAAAACUGCCGGGCAAUCUUGAGCAGCCUCGUAGGAUCGUUGGCUCUCCCCAAGGUGAAAAACUCAGCAAAGGGAAAAGUACUCAUGCGUGCACUAUAUGGUGUAAAGGUCAAGACUUUGUACAUAUCCGGUGUCUUUGCUGCGGCAUUUUCGGGUUCAUCCCAGAACCUUUUAUAUCUCCCUGUGUCUGACGAGAUUCCAUGGGCACAAGCAUUCAUGGAAAUGCAGAACAGCAUAAACCCAGAAAUCAAAAACAUAUUUUUGUCAGGUGGGCUGACGGUUCUGAAAGAGCUGGAGGCCGUUGAUGUGAGCGUGAAGGAUCUGUACCCUGGAAUUGAAGAUGGGUCAGUUUCCAUUGCUCUGGAACCAGUGAAGAAAUUGGUCACAGAGCUGUCUGAGGGGCUAGAUCUUGUCUCAAAGGAAGUGGACAUCUUCUUCAAGAUAGUGUUGUCGGGGAGAGACGCUCUACUGGGAAACCUCAGGUCGAGCGGGGCAGCAGCAGCACCGGAAAAGGCAUUGGGAAAAAAUUUCAUAGGGCAGACCGGCGUGAGAAGACCCUAGCUAGCACUACAGCUUGUCUGUUGUACAGAUGGUUUAAAUUGUCCAUCUUGCUCGUGAAUGUAAUACGGUACUGUCUUGGUGGUGCGAGUUGUAAGGUUUGGCCUGUAAUCCUACUAUCUACUUAUGAUGUCUCUGUGUUUUGUGCCCGGAAAACGUCAAGUCGUCGUAUAAGCAACGUCUGCCAGAUAAGAACUAUGAUUAAGCUUUA
Messenger RNA from Tarenaya hassleriana, 1453 nucleotides. RefSeq names its product protein BPS1, chloroplastic-like. NCBI's taxonomy places the organism in Eukaryota, Viridiplantae, Streptophyta, Magnoliopsida, Brassicales, Cleomaceae. The coding region runs from base 193 to 1245 and encodes 350 amino acids. The record is from RefSeq and is a predicted model, not a curated record. The transcript is spliced from 3 exons.